Cannabis sativa is the source of this 1131-nucleotide messenger RNA. RefSeq lists its product as uncharacterized. The transcript has a single exon. The coding region runs from base 1 to 1131 and encodes 376 amino acids. The record is from RefSeq and is a predicted model, not a curated record. Gene Ontology annotation, molecular function: RNA-DNA hybrid ribonuclease activity; nucleic acid binding. Lineage: Eukaryota; Viridiplantae; Streptophyta; Magnoliopsida; Rosales; Cannabaceae.
AUGGCGGAGAUCGACAAACACUUCCACAAAGAUGACAUACCUUGGAUACAAGGCAUCCCCAUUGAUUUAUAUAUGGAAGACACUCUAAUUUGGCCCUUUACCCCUAAUGGUCAAUAUAUAGUCAAAAGUGGCUAUAGGGUGGGUAGGGAGAUGAAUCUUAAUCUCACUAGGUGCUCGAACAUGACUGACAUUCAGAAGUGGUGGAAAAUGAUAUGGAGCUUACACCUACCUCCUCGGAUGAAACUCUUUGGGUGGAGAGUUUGUCACAACUGGCUGCCAGCAAAGAUGAAUUUAAAGCACAGAGGUAUGGAGGUCAAUACGAGAUGUGAAUUGUGUGCAAGGUAUGAUGAAACUCUUACCCAUGCUUUAUGGAGUUGUGACAAAGUUAAAGGUAUUUGGAAACUCCUUCCUUGGUACAAACAAGCUUCCAAACUGGGAGAGGGGUCUAUGUUUGAUAUUUUGAAGUCCCUUGAGCAAACAAUUAACAGGCAGGAUUUUGAGGAUGCCAUAAAAAUUUUAUGGGAAAUAUGGGAGAAUCGAAACAGGAAGUGGAAUCAACUCCCUUGUAUGAAUAAACAGCAACUCCUGAACUGGGUCUUCUCUGCCUAUCCAAAUGGUUAUACAGAGGCGGUUCCUGCAAUAAACCAUGAAGCAGAUCUAAAUUCUCAUCAGAAACAAUGGAUCCCCCCUGCUAGUGGUAGCAUUUGUGUGAAUUGUGAUGCUGCAGUUGUUGAUAAUACUCCUGGUGUAGGAAUCAGAUUCAUAUGGAGAAGGGCUGAUGGCCAAAUGAUCUCUGCUGGUAUGCGCUAUUUGAACAGCUGCUGCUCACCCAAAACGGCUGAGGCCUGGGCUCUUUGGGAAGCUCUAAACAACCUCCCUGCAACUGAGACCAGUCGCAUUGAAGUCCAGUCUGAUUGCCGGCUGCUGGUGGAAGAAAUCACAAGCAAGAAUCGAAGCCUUACUGCUGACAGCACCAUCAUUCACAAGAUCAAAACAAUGCUGGAAAACUUUACUAAUGUAAAUAUAAUUCAUGUAAAAAGAACCAAUAAUGAAUGUGCAAAUUUGUUAGUUAGGAAAUGUCUAGCCGACGAAAAUUCCUAUCUUUUCACAACUCCUUCUCGGAUUGGUUAG